Molecule: messenger RNA, 2334 nt
Organism: Aspergillus niger
Lineage: Eukaryota; Fungi; Ascomycota; Eurotiomycetes; Eurotiales; Aspergillaceae
Exons: 8
Coding region: 1-2334 (777 amino acids)
Biological process (GO): positive regulation of transcription by RNA polymerase II
Cellular component (GO): nucleus
Molecular function (GO): transcription cis-regulatory region binding; DNA-binding transcription factor activity
Source: RefSeq, a predicted model, not a curated record
AUGGAUGGACGUUGCGGCUACAGCCGGCCAGAAGUACCGGCGACGGAUAGCCGUGCCGACGUUUCUCCGAACGAUUCCCGGAGCCGAUCCCGGCGUGCCAAGCUCGGCGACGACGAAAGCUCCCUCGCUCAACUACCCGGAACUAGAUAUGUCGAUUGUACAUUGGAACUUACGCUGAGUAAUAGUGCUUGCUUCGCCCCCAACCCUAGCCUUGACUCCUCGCUUGACGCCACACCAACAGUACACGAUGCCGGGAGUUCCAUCAAACAAGGCGUGUGCCAGCGCUGCACCAAUGCCGGAGUUGAAUGCCCGGGAUAUGUCCAAACUCGGAAGUUCAUCGAUCAAGGUGCCUCUGUUCGGCGUCGAUAUGCCCCAUAUCAGGAAAGUAAUCCCAGAAGGGAUGCUUCGCAUAGUCCAAAUAAAGUGACGAGAGAUAGUCCGUCCAAUAUUGAAGGAAGUGCAACUAGAAAUGAUGCUUCGAAGGAGCCCAUACGCACUCAUGUAGCCGAAACAACUGCAGCCGACCAGUCCGCCGAUGCUAGCCAGGCCUUUUUUGCUUCACCCAUAGCGGAUUCAAGACGUCAAAACCAAAUCCAAGCAGACACUCAGCAUGGCUCUGACACUAAUGCUGUUGCUACUGCAGCGCGUGAACAAUCAUUGUCGGGCUUGCAUACUCGUGCCGCUCACGUCUCUCACAGUCAUAGUAGCCCUUUUGACGAUGGACUCCACUCCCACGGGGAUGCGCCCAUGACUUAUCAUGAAGAGCAUGCAGCGGCUCAUGAUAAAUUAUCAUCUCAUGAUGGCCAAUCCGUGCAAAGCGAUAAGGAGGAUUUCCACGAGGUAGUAUCGGAGUUGAUGACCGAUUCUGAGCAUGAGGUAUCCUUUCUUAUACGCCAUUACUCGCAAUACAUCGCCCCAUGGCUGGACCUUUCGGAUAGCAGAAAGUUCUUUACGACCUACGUUCCUAUACGUGCGAUAGACGAUGCUUACCUGCGGUACUCGAUGGCCGCUUUAGCAGCCAAACAUCUGGGCCAGAUGAAGGGCGCAACAUGUCCAGAAAGCAUUGGCAUGUUUACCAGCCCUGCAGUCAUGGAGACGUACUCCAACGCACCAGAAGUGGACUGGUAUCUCAAGGCGGCCAAUUACUACUAUCUAUCUAUUGCGCGCAUGAACUCGAGCAUGCCGGAAUCCUUUGCAGCUCCGUCCAGUUCCGCUGUUCUGGAAGGCCCAGUCGACAUCGUGAACAAUUGGCUGCACCGCCACGCAGAGACUACUCCUCCCUCCGCAACAGAUGAUACUUUAUGGAGGAAGGCAGAGGCCUUGCUAGCCACAGCAACCAUUCUCACGAUGUAUAAGCUCAUCAACGAGCCCGGAGAGAAAUGGAAUUUACAUCUCACCAGCGUCAACUCCCUAUUCGAAUCCGUCCUCCAUCUCUACGGCAACUCCCACAAUGCCCCAAUCAGAUUCCCCCACGGAAUCAACGCCUCAUUCUGGAAUUUCGCUCGACAAGACUACCUAGCUUCCUACUUCAACCGCCUCCCCACCUACUUCGACCCAACAAACUUCCCCCUCUGGCGCGCAGCCGGCCUCUCCAUCACCGAGGCAGGUGAAAUCGACCCAUCAAGCAGCACAUCCUUCCCCACCCCGGAAGACUUCGCCUCCAACAGCCUCACCUACCUCCUAUCCAACCUAACCAACUUCCUCGCCCACUGCCGAACCUCCCAGCUAGACCAACUCAUCACUCACCAAUCACCACCAGCACCACCCACAACAACAACAACAACAACACCCCCCAACCACCCACCAACCUCCACAACCUGGCUCAACAUCUCCGUCUCCUUCCAAUCCUGGGUCGACCGGAUGCCCGAAACAUUCCGCCCAUGCCUACGCCUCCACACUCCCCGCCCGGAAGUCUACUACAGCCUUCCCUCCUGCGCAUCAACAAUGCAGCAAUACCACUUCGGUCGGCUAGCUCUAUGUCUCAAUCGCCCGGCGGACGUAAUCACGAGUCCCACGACUGCGUUCGACCGUCUACAGGGGUACAGGGAGGUCACGAAGGAGGUGGAUUACAGAUGUAAGGAGAUUGUGGGGAUUGCGGCGGCGAGGCCCCAGAGCUGCGCAAGGAUUUAUAUGCCCGCUUUGCUGUUCGCCGCGGGCCAAUGUCUGGAGAAGCAGCCGGAGAGGCAGGUUGUGGAGGAGUUGUUGUGUGGGAUUGGGGCGGAUUUGGGAUGGGAGACGGAUUCGGAGAUUCAGAGGUUGAAGGAUUUGUGGGAGGAGAGUGAAUUGAUUGGUCGAGUGCCGCUGCGGCAGUUGGGCAGAGCCGAAGCUGAAUAA